Molecule: messenger RNA, 2157 nt
Organism: Vollenhovia emeryi
Lineage: Eukaryota; Metazoa; Arthropoda; Insecta; Hymenoptera; Formicidae
Product: protein RFT1 homolog
Exons: 8
Coding region: 376-2031 (551 amino acids)
Biological process (GO): glycolipid translocation; dolichol-linked oligosaccharide biosynthetic process
Cellular component (GO): endoplasmic reticulum membrane
Source: RefSeq, a predicted model, not a curated record
GUUUACACGCUCCUCACCGCCGCCGCGCGCGCGCGCGCGGCGAAAAAUAGCAUCGUGUCGUGUGGACGCGCGUCACGACGUGAGUUGCGUCACGGGAUAUGUUAUCGCGCUGAUCGCCGAAGCGUCGUCCCUCUUCUCCACCGCGGUGACGAAAACCGGAUCUCACGCGAGCGAAGAGACCGGCGACACGCGCGAAACCGAGGGGGGAGAUGGUCGACGAACGUCGCCCCGGUUGUCCCCGCGGCGCAAUCGCCUCGCCUAACCUAACCUAACCUAACCUCGCGCAGGGGCUGCGCUGCGCGUUGACGUGGUCUCCACGUCUCCCGGCGGGAGUCCCGAGAUACUCGCGCGGAUCCCCGUCGGAUCGGCCCGAAAAUGCCGAGUAUCCUGAAGAGCAGCGUGGAGAAUGCCUCGUUCAGCAUCGUGUUUCAGAUAUUCUGCCGGUGCGUCACGUUUGUCCUGAACGCAUUCGUCGUCCGUCAUGUGGGCCAGGCGGUCCUGGGCGUCAUUAAUGUGAGGCUGCUCUUGCUGGAAUCUAUGAUACUGUUCUUGUCGCGCGAGCCAUUCGUGAAAGCAUGCCUGACUAACACGGCGGAGCACAACUGGGCCCAAGUUGUGAAUCUACUUUGGCUAACAGUGCCCAUAUGCGUUGUGAUGUCCCUCCUGUUUGGAUACAUUUGGUUGUUCUUGCUGUCCACCGCGGAGGCGUUGCCGCCGUACUACACGUUCGCAGUCUGGUCGGUCGGACUGUCGUGCGUCAUAGAACUGUCUUCCCUGGUCGUUCAGUUAGUCUCGAGCGCGUUCCUUUUCGUUAGGCUUAAAAUAGUCCUGGACACGAUCAUGAUCGUCAUUCGCACGAUGACGUUUGUCCCGCUGAUACUGUACCACCCGGAGAACGCGUUGCUCGCAUUCGGCAUCGCUCAGCUUGUCGCGGCAGUGUUCUACACGACGAGCCACUACGCGUACUUUCACCGUCACAUCGAGAAGCUGAACAAGUGCUCGCAGAAGCGGAGGAUGUCCCUGAGAGACGGCAGCGACGAGUACGUGAUAAGGGAGUUUCCCUUCCGCGCGAUAACGGACUUUCUACCCGGCCGGCUGGAAAACAACGAUUCGUAUCUUGAUAGGAAGUUAAGUGUUCUCACGUGGAGCUUCUUUAGGCAAGGAAUACUGAAGCAGAUCUUGACGGAGGGCGAAAGACUGAUCAUGACUAUAAUGCCAGUAUUGACGUUCACAGAACAGGGUAUCUAUGAGAUCGUGAACAACAUGGGCUCGCUAGCUGCUAGAUUUAUUUUCCGUCCAAUCGAGGACAGUGGAUACUUUUACUUCACGCAGAUAGUGAAGAGGGACAAAACGAUAUCCGAUCAGAAUCCAGCGAUGGUGCAGGAGAGCGUGAACGUGCUGACACACUUGUGCUCCAUCGUCACGUGCAUCGGCCUGGUCGUCCUGGUAUUUGGUCAGUCCUACUCGAGCACGUUGCUCUGGCUGUACGGUGGCUCGAAGCUGACGCUACCCCUGCCCGUACUCCUGCUGAGGACCCACUGCCUCGCCGUGUUGCUGCUGGGCAUCAACGGCGUGACCGAGUGCUACACCAACGCGACAGCCGACAGCGCGACGAUAAACAAGAGCAACGUGAUCAUGGUCUAUCAGUCGGUCGCGUUUCUGGGCGCGUCGUACCUGUUCGCCACCUGGUUCGGCUCGGUCGGCUUCAUCCUCGGCAACUGCGUCAACAUGAGCCUGAGAAUCAUACACUCGGCGAUAUUCAUCCACAGCAGGCACCGGGACACGGUCUAUCGUCCGCUACGCGGACUGGUACCGAAGCCCAUGUUCUCCGCGUGUCUACUCGUCGCGGCGUUCGUCACCAAUUUGUCACACACCUACUUCUUCCCGGCUGAAAAAGCGUUGCACCUACUGAUCGGCGUAGCGAUGUUCACGAUCGUACUUGCGUCCUGGGUAUAUGAGAAUGCCGAGUUAAUCAAGCUCGCCACGAGCAAGUGGUACGAGAGAAGAAGCAAACAAAGAAAGAGCGACUGAUCCCCGAAGCCUCGUGUACUGUAAAUUACUUUAUUUAUGAUGUGUACAAAUCAACUACAGAUUCAUCGCGAGAUCUUGUAAAAUGUGAAAAGGUCAUAUAUAAAUGGUUAUUUUUUUUUUACAACU